AUGCAGCAGAAACCGCCUCGUGCCAGCCUCAGAUGCGCCUGCGAUGCACGUGUGGAUCUCGAAACACCAAGACCAGGGGCAUUUAAACGCGUAAGCCUCAUGGACUGCGUCUGCGUGUCUGGCAUCACCACUGUCGUCACAUGCCGCGCCCUGAUGAAACCGACCCUGAAGCCAUCCCUUCGUCUCGUCAGCCCACGUCAACUCAGCCGCUCGAUGGGCGCACAAAUAGCGCCAUUGAUCUCAUUUCCCCCCGGAGAGACCGGUAUGCAUGUCUUGGGGGAGCAAAUCGCAGUGGAUCGCGGUCCGCCGUCCCUUGCAGAUGGCGGAAUGGAACAGACGGACAGGACGGACGAUGGAACCAUAGCCCUCCCUCCCUCGCUGGAGAGCUCUUGGCUUUAUCAAACUGGGAUGUCCAGCGAGGAAGUUGGCUUUUUGGAAUUACACGAUUUGACCGCCUGUUGCUUGGCAGGACAUGGCGAGCUGAGAUGA
Aspergillus wentii DTO 134E9 is the source of this 489-nucleotide messenger RNA. RefSeq lists its product as uncharacterized. The record is from RefSeq and is a predicted model, not a curated record. The transcript has a single exon. Lineage: Eukaryota; Fungi; Ascomycota; Eurotiomycetes; Eurotiales; Aspergillaceae. The coding region runs from base 1 to 489 and encodes 162 amino acids.